CUGUUUUCUUUUGAGAGUCAUAGUUGAAUUGUCUAAACUUUUGAGAUAGAUUCAUCAUGUUGAGCUCGCCGGCUCUUCCAUCAUCUCUUCCACCACUUCCCACUCGCGUUCCUGUUGGCGACGCUGGGCCAAGGGUAGUUACUCCCGACAAUGCUACGUCCCAGAACGAUGAAGAGUUUCUUGAGCUUCUAACGGGAGCCGCAAGUGGCGGGGCAAUUCCUCUGCCACCAGGAAAAGCACAAUCAUAUAUUGCUAUAUUCGAGGAUGCCUUGGAACAACUCGCUGUAUUGGGAGACAUCGGGGGAGGAGGUGACGGUGCUGUGACGGGGAAAGCAGAAACCCGACCGCUCGGCGAUCAAAUCACGCGCAUUCUCAAAGACCAAAGGGCGUUAGAAGCACGUUACGAGCAACUUCUCGUUGAGCAAGAUAAACUUAAGAAGCUACCGAACAAAACAAAAUUUAAAGAGAGUCAGAUUGCCAUUUUGGAUGUGACAAAUGAAUUAAAGCAGAGCUCACAAGUCCUAGCCACAAACCUUAAAUCGCAUCCCAAUGUGGCCAAAAACCUUCUCAAAAUACAACAAGAGCGAAGCGCAUUACAAACCCUGAUCGGCAGAACCAUACGGGAACUGCGUGAACAUCGUUUUGAUAGUUUGAUGAGCACCGUGGAAGAGGAGUAUAAGAAACGAAAUACAUUGCAAGAUACCAUUGAUCGCGAGCGAGACGCUUCUCAGCUGCUUAGGUCUUUACAUAAAGAAUUGUCGAACGAGAAGAAGCUUUUGGAAGAUGAAACUAAUGACAGGAAUCAAGUCAUUCAGCAACUGAAGGAUACCAUUCAAGAAAUAAACAUUCUUACCAACUCGGAGCAAAAGUACAUCAAAAAGGAAACUAAAGCGCAUGAGAAUAGUGUACGCCAAAGAUGUCAGCAUGAAGAAACGAGACUGAUGGAGGACAAGUCAGUCCUCUCCAAACGACUAGAACAGGAGCAAAGAGCACACGAAAAAAUUGUUGACUUUUUGACAAGACAGCGGGAGACCUUGGAAAGGCAGAUUCAGGAUUGGAUGACUAAAUAUGAGGAAGAUACGGAGGCGAAAUCUACGGAAAUCGAGACCCUCAAACAGAAAAGAAGUCAAGACCUUGAUAAAUUUGAAGAGCUCUUGGCUGCGUACGAAGAGCUGGAAAAGAUCGUGGAAGAAGAUCGUGCAAAUAAGCAACGGGAGGCGGAAAGACUCAAGAUUGAAAAGCAGCGAGAUAUGGCAGCAAGAAUGGUUCAGCGAUGGUGGAGAAGAAGGCUGGAGGCGAAGAAGCAAAGCGCCAAGACCGUCAAGUCAGCUAAAGGGAAAAAGGGUGCAAAGGGGAAGGGCGGAAAGGCGACCGCACCGGGAACGGCCCAGUCCAAAACGCGGGGGAAAACGCCAACCAAAAAGUAAAGCAUAGCGAGCUUCCGCGGGAAUAAUAGAUGGUCCUCAAGUACAUCUGGAUAUUUCUUCCACUUUUUGCCCACAGCGGGGACAUGGGAACGAGUGAUCCGCCAUUAUACUCGUCCUGAUUUGCCAUGCAGUCAGUUAAACUCCGAUUAACGAUAAUGAUGUGACGAGAUAAAACUUACUUAAUGCAAUAAUAGCAGUAGACAUGUCCACAGUUUGUUCGAUAAGGGGUAUGUACUACAGUCUUUGGGGCGUCUUUCGCAUGGCAAAUCGCACAGAUGUGGUCAGGGAGGUCUACAGUCACAGGGCCAG
Messenger RNA from Spizellomyces punctatus DAOM BR117, 1736 nucleotides. RefSeq lists its product as uncharacterized. NCBI's taxonomy places the organism in Eukaryota, Fungi, Chytridiomycota, Chytridiomycetes, Spizellomycetales, Spizellomycetaceae. Gene Ontology annotation, cellular component: cytoplasm; motile cilium. Gene Ontology annotation, biological process: cilium organization. The coding region runs from base 57 to 1427 and encodes 456 amino acids. The record is from RefSeq and is a predicted model, not a curated record. The transcript has 5 exons.